AUGCCAUCGCCUCAAGCCCUCCUCUUUGCCCUCAUCCUCGCCCACAGUGACACCCUCACUCAGUCUUUCGCCCUCUCCUCGAGUCUGGGUUCGCUCCGGCACACACGCAUGCUGCUGCACCUCAGGCAUCCUCAGCACAUAUUCUGCCGGCUCGUUGCGACGGGAGACUGCAUGAGAGCCCAGUUUUUUUCUCCUCACCUCAGCUCCCCCUCCCAAGGUUCCCAUGGUCUUCGUAUCGUUGAGCUGGAGCACCUUGCUCCACUGGAAGGCAAAGGGCCUGAGAGGCAAGCACGGCAAAUAAUCCCAAAUCAGCCCAGCCAGAGGACCAAGACCAAGACCAAGAUACCUGGAUACCAUGAUACCAAACCCAACAUGCACGUCAAGAGACUCGCACGUCGACUCGAGGUACAGCCUGCGUCUCAUUCGCUCGUUCCUGUCCCCGUCUUCUGGAUGGCCCGUCUUUUCCACAAGAGUGUCACGGUCGUCACCCUUGCUCUGGCCCUCGCCCUCGUCCUCGCCCUCUUUGGUAGGCCAUCCAUCAGCCGUGUUACCCUGGACCAAAGUUGGACUUGGGCCCCAUUUAGCGGUUUGGCUAACUCUCCGGACCUCAUCUGGCCCGCGCGGGGGCCCUUCCCGAGCCUGUCCCUUGCAACUUGCGACUGGGUACCUAUCUAUCUAUUGUCUGUUUCGUCUGGUCCGCCUUCUUCGUCCAAGAGCGGCAGUCCAUUACCAUCCAUCCUGUCUUUUCACUUACUCUUUUCACUUCUCCAUCCCAUCCGUACGAUCGCCAUCCUCCUCCUCCUCUUCUCCUCACUCUCCUUGUUCGACUCACCUAUACUCUUCUACACCUCAUACGACCGGAUCAACAUCGACUCUUCUAUGGAUUAG
This is a messenger RNA of Colletotrichum lupini, 888 nucleotides long. RefSeq lists its product as uncharacterized. The transcript has 6 exons. The record is from RefSeq and is a predicted model, not a curated record. The coding region runs from base 1 to 888 and encodes 295 amino acids. NCBI's taxonomy places the organism in Eukaryota, Fungi, Ascomycota, Sordariomycetes, Glomerellales, Glomerellaceae.